AUGAAUGAUCCGAAGGAUUUCUUAAUGGCAAUUCAAAAUACAGGUUUCUCUGAUCUGUAUUUAAAAAUUGAUACCUUUCACAAAAUACUUCAUAAAACAUCAAAUCUUUUAAGUAAUGAAGUUCAUUCUAAUAAAUCAAAACAUGUUGUUAAAAGUGGUUCGCCAAAUUUGAGGCCUGAUUUAUUCAGAAAUGUUGAAAAUAUCCUGAUUUCAUUUAUUGGGAGACCGAGCUUCAAUUUUAUUGAAAAUCUACUAGCAACCUACAAUAAUGUACCGAUAUCUUCAAACCAAAUUAACUUUGUUUACCAACAUCAUUUCAACCCAAUCAUCUCGUUGAGAUCAUACUUAGAUAUUCCACCAAUCGAUGUUUAUCUUGAUCCUGUUUCCUUACGUGAGGGUAUUAUAAAAGAGAUUGACCCUACAUCAUCAAAAGUUUAUAACGCAUUGAGGUUACAAGAUUCUGGUGUUGUUCCUGUUUGUACAGACGUUGCCAUUGUGAACCCAGAAACCUUAAUGCCUUGUGUCGAAGGAGAAAUAGGUGAAAUUUGGUGUUGCUCAGAAGCCAAUGUGUUUGACUAUUCAAUUUUUAACUCCAAAAAAAAAUCUAAGAAAGAUUCUUUUAUAACUGAGCAGUUCCAGAGUAAAUUUAACAAAGAAUAUGAAAAUGGAUUAACUUACCUCAGAACUGGUGAUCUUGGUUUUAUCAGAAAUAUUCAAAGAAUCAACAGUGAGGGUGAUCUAAUCAGUUUGAAUUUAUUGUAUGUACUAGGUAGCAUCAGUGAGACCAUUGAAAUACUGGGAUUAACACAUUUUGUGUUUGACUUAGAAAAAACAAUCAAAUCUACAAAUAAUGCUAUUCGUAACUGUUUAAUUGCUAAAGCUGGAGGAUUAUUAGUUUGCCUAGUUCAAACAAAUUCAGAAAUGACUGAGAAAUAUGGUAACUUGACAGCUUUGAUGGUAUCUGAACUAAUGAACAACCAUGGUGUAAUUCUUGACUUAGUUUCCUUUGUUAGUCUCAAUGCAUCUAUCAUAUUAAAAAAAUAUGAUAUGUGGAGUUUAAACAGGUUAUUUAUUAUAAAAGAUUGGUUUAAUGGUGAUAUUAAAAUCGACGCUCAAUUCGCUAUCAAUUAUGGUGAAAAUAUUUCAAUGUAUCUAUUAUCUGAAUUUGAUAAAGAUACACAAUAA
Arxiozyma heterogenica is the source of this 1185-nucleotide messenger RNA. RefSeq lists its product as uncharacterized. The coding region runs from base 1 to 1185 and encodes 394 amino acids. The transcript has a single exon. The record is from RefSeq and is a predicted model, not a curated record. NCBI's taxonomy places the organism in Eukaryota, Fungi, Ascomycota, Saccharomycetes, Saccharomycetales, Saccharomycetaceae. Gene Ontology annotation, cellular component: cytosol.